AGUAACGGGUAUCUGAUAGUCGAGGUACUCGACUAUAGCGUUCUCCCUUGUUUAGAAUGAAAUGAGGCGAACAGAAAAACACGUCGCCAUUGAAGAUCACCCAAAACGAGUACGGACCAGGAAGCAUGAACAGCGAUAAUCUGCAGCAGAGGUGGGAAAACCCGAUCCGGCGCCAUCACCCGGAGCUCAGUUUCAGUAAUAGUUAUAGCCUAGACUCCACAGAGCUGCAGCUCACCCUACAGGAGCCCAACCAACUUUCCACGGACUACGACUACGGAAACUUUAGCCUGGGCAAUCCGUACGACUUAGACCCGGAAUCCCGCCUUUCCUUGUUGCCACUGCUCCUGAUGGCAGUCAGCUACGGCAUGGUGGUCUUCGGCGGCGUUUUGGGGAACUCUACUCUGGUGCUAACCCUCUGCUCCGCCUCCUCGGUGCGCCAGCGCAACCCCCUCCUACUGGCCGUCUGUAUUGCCGACCUGAUGGUCACUGGCAUAUCCGCCCCGAUAACAUUCAUAAAUAUCGCGAUGAGUCGCCGGACGCGUUCGCUGCCACUUGUUCUAUGCAAGUUCAUACAGUACAUACAGGUCAUGCCCGUAGCAGCCAGCACCAUAUCGAUCUUCAUGCUCUCCUUAGAUCGCUACGCCACUGUGAAACAUCCCAGAUUGGCCCAGCUGCGCCAGCGCCGCUACUUGCAUGUCUCCUUGGCUCUGUUCUCCUGGCUAGCCUCGGCGGCCAUCAGCACACCAUUCCUGUUUGCCUAUAAGAUCAUCGCCAAAUCUAUAGCUGUUAAGGGUGGCGUGGCGGCGAGCACAACGCCGAGCCCAGUGAGCGUUAUUUGCACCUCCGACCUGGGUGACAACGCCAUGUUCAUGUCCUUCAUCAUCUUUCACACAAUAACCGUGUUCGUGCUACCGGGCAUUGGUGUGCUACUCAGCCAUUGCGGCAUCCGUCGAAAGCUCUGCGCCCUGUCCCUAACGGCACGGGCUGCCCAUGGGGAGCUGCCCCUUCCUAUCCCCAUCCUGAGGCGCCAGACCCAUAUGGUGAUCGUUACUGGAUGCCCCAACGCACAACAGGCGGCCUGCGAAGGCACCAUGGCCGACGACACAUCGAACGGAAUCGGCACGGGCACCGGGGGUGGUUCAUUGGCUGUCAGUCCAGGAGACAUCCAGCUUCACACCUUACAUAUGCGACAGCCAGGAUCUGUCGGAUCCGCCCUCGAACCAGGGUCUUACCGCUCCAGCAAUCCCAUAUCACCAAGGGCCAUGAGGGAGAUUCGAGCUCACUCACAGCGACAGCGCAUUAACCGGGCGGGGAGGAGACCGGCAACACCCGGAAUACCAUUGCCCCAGACAUCUACACUUCGGUCCCGCCGGCACCUGGCCAACAUGCUGAUCGCAUCGGCAGUUAUCUUCAUAGCCUGCUGGUCCCCACACGUCUUUUGCGUCUUCUACAAAAACUUCGGUAGCAUGCAGCAGUGCAGCCAGAUCUCCGUUUACUUAAGCCUCCUGCUGGGCUACUUCUACUCGGCCAUCAGUCCGCUGAUCUACUGGGCCCUGAACCACCAUUCGCUUCGACAAUCUCCCUGCGCGCCCAUCCUCCGCCUGCGCUCCAUGCAAAACUUCCUGAGGUCGCGCUUCCGGACGUACACCGCCCCGCCACCUCCAUCGUCCACCAACGAGGCAGCCUUGGGUGCCAUCAACCCCAAGCUGAUCAAGCUGACACCAAAACAGUAUAGAGCUCAGGACUCUUCGCAUUAUUUCUACUAGUGUGAUACUAAACUAAUCUUUAUACCGUUAUAUACGCGCAUACAUAAUAUAUUUUUAUCUACGCCCUCCCAUACCGGCUGAUACAAAAGCUUAAGCCCAAUCCAAACCAACGGAACUAUGUAACUAGUUGGCAUUAACUACUGCGGUGUAUAUAAAAUACAUAUAUUGUAUAUAGUACCGUACAUAGCAGUUUUUGUUUACGCUUACACGAUGUUGUGCGCCUAAGCUAUACGAUGAAGACAACAAAGGCAAAAGGUUUAUUUUGUGAAACAAAAUUUUUUUUUUAAAUUGAUUACAUGGGAGAAGGAUUUUCAAACAAGAAAGGAAGAACUUUGGCACGCCGUUGCCGUGGGAGCAUCGUAUGUACACAGCUAUCCGAUUUUUAGAAAACUAAACUAAUUAUAAAAAUUGUAAGUUAAUGUUCUACUUCAAUUUACUACCGUGUAUGUUUACCAAAAACGAAAUUUAACGGUCUAUGUAUUCGUUCCUAUGGCAGCUAUAUGACGAAGUCGUCCGAUUUGAUUUAAAUUUUAUUCGAAUUCUGAAAUAUUAAUAGUAACUGUAAAACGAAUUGUUCAAAAUCGUUUUGCUUAUAUUUUUUACGAUUUUUAAUUUUGCUUAGUUUAAAAUUCUUAAAUAUUUUAAUAAUGAUAACCGAAGUUGAAAUUAAAAAAAAAGCCCCAUAUUUUUCGAUUAUUCCUAUGUGAGCCAUAGGAUAUAGUUGUCCGUUAUUUCUAAAAUCUCAUUCGAAAUUUUAAUAUAUUAAAAGAAUGAUAUUACGGCAUAGCGUCAUACGCCGUCAUCCGCCGACAUAAUUCCGCCCAGUACAUUUGGUCCGCAAACUUAUGUCGUUUUUUCUGGCGAAAUUAUGUCGCUGCUGAACGUCAUAAGAUCUCGCGAAAUUAUGUCGUUUAAAAAUUACUUGUGGCAAAUUUGUGUCGUUUUAAGCAUACACAUAACAUACAUAAUUUCGGCGUUCUCAAACGUCAAAGGAUCGCGCAAAAUUAUGUCGUUUUAAAACGGCGGAAUUAAAUCGGCGAAAUUAAGUCGUUACCCCUUUGAUCAUUCCUACGGGAGCUAUAAGAUAUAGUGUCCGAUCCGGCUCGUUCCGACUUGAAUACAACCGCAAUAGAAAUAAGAAGGAAGGUUUCAUCCCGGCAGCUUUAAAACUGGACUAGGUUGCGUAGAAAAGGAAACACGGACAGACGGACACGGCUAGAUUGGAUCGUCAGUGAUGCUGACCAAGACUAUAUAUACUUUAUGGGGUCGGAAACGUAUCCUUAACUACGUUGCAAACUUCUGACUGAAAUCAUUAUACCCUCUGCAAGGGUAUACAAAUGCUAGAAUACUGCUACUGCUAUGUAGCAUAGCAUAUAGCAGUAGCAGAACGCUUGAAAUCUCAUUCUAUUGCUACUGUUAAAAUACAAAUGAUUUGACUCUCGAAGCAUAGCUCGAUGUUUCCACUUUGGGAACACUCAAGUUCGACAAGAAAAAGACUUUUAAGGUGGAGAUUAACAAGAAGCAGCUGAUUCGGUCAUACAUUGGACUCAUUACAGAAAACAACUUACUAUUAAACAUACUCGAUUCUAAAAACAUUAGCAACAUUAUUUAACCCAUAUGCCAAGCCAACAAAUAGAAAAUCGGAUCUACUUUCACAUUUCUAGUAGGAUAAGUGGCUUGCAAUAAGUAUAAUUAAGUGUAACUCUGCUAUGAAUAUGUAUAUGUAAGUAUAACUCUUUGGUGUAAUUGUAUGGCAAUUAGUAUUUGAAUGCAACGGCUAGCUGUUUAAUAGUCGUUAGCAUCUAAAAGUAUCUUCCGUUGUAAAGUGGCCAACCUGGCAACUCUGCUAAAAUGUUAAGUAUCGAUAUUGAUCGCAGCCAAAUUUAGGUAAUCGAAUGUACAACCGACGCUGCUUAAACCAGGCAACUGCGAAUAAGGGGUGAAAGAGAACGGUCAGGUUUCAAUAAAGUCUUUUAAUUUGUAUAUCCGUUUAUACUACUAUAAACUUCAGAAGUGGUCCUGACGCAUAAAAUGGAUCUAAUUGAUGCUCAACAGUUUACGGUCGUCCAGCUCAAAAGGUUGUUGGUGGCAAUAACCUUGCCGAUAACCUUGCCGCUAGUUCGAAGGACAUCUGGAAGAUGACUUGGGGGAGCAUUUCUCUGCUGAGGAUGCCUACCCUAGGUCGGAGCUUAUUCCUGCAGCAGCUUCAAGGCCCAAGGGAGACGAGUGGGGUGCCGUGGCCGACGGAGUAUUGUCGCUACAAUAAAUACGUGCUGGAAUCGAAGCUGGGAAAAAGGAGCUCAAGAACAUUAUUUUGCAAGUAAGAGCCGCGUCGCAAGCAGUUGCCAAUGACGUCAUCAACAAGGCCGAAAACUGCAACCAAGCAGUGGGCAUCGAGGGAGUAAAGCAAGCGGUACAAGACGAAAUCUUUGAGGAAGCAGUUGAAAAAUACCAAGCACCGAUGCAAGUGCUGAUAUCGAUAGCGGCACCGAUAUCGAUGUAAGCAACAGUGUUGAGCAACGACGAGUGGCAGUGGUAAACAAAGGACUAGAAUCGCCAAAUAUGUCACUUUCAUUUGCCAAAGAAAUCAUUAUGGAUUAUGAUGGAUCUUCUUGUGCAAAAAUUUGGACCCAACAAGUACCCAACAUUGCUGAAAUGUACAACCUGGAUGCAGUGUGCAU
Molecule: messenger RNA, 4447 nt
Organism: Drosophila subpulchrella
Lineage: Eukaryota; Metazoa; Arthropoda; Insecta; Diptera; Drosophilidae
Exons: 5
Coding region: 126-1766 (546 amino acids)
Biological process (GO): G protein-coupled receptor signaling pathway
Cellular component (GO): membrane
Molecular function (GO): G protein-coupled receptor activity
Source: RefSeq, a predicted model, not a curated record